ACGUGGUGCUGUUGGGAAGUUCUGCAUUCCAUUGCAGUGUUCGGAAAAGAUUUGGUGAACCUUACCUUGACCUCAUGCAUUUCACUGAAGGGGAAGGAGAUGCAGACAUUAAUUGUCCUCUGCCUCAUACAGGCCUCUCUGCAAUUGUUUUCAUCUGAUGCCAACAACACAUUUGAUGCAGCACUCCAUGACAAUGUCAUUUUGUUCUGGAACAUUUCAUUUAAGUUGGACCCCAAAAGUGAUUUAGUUGUGCACAUCCAGAAAAGCGAAGAUUCUUCAGUUGACAUUGUUCGUUUAGAUCAAAAAGGACUAAAAAUAUUUCCAACAUUUGUUGGAAGAGUUCAGCUACUGCAAAACAGUUUCCCAAAUAAGGUUGUUGCUCUAAAGAUGGACAACGUCAGCAUCCAAGACACUGGAGAAUACAAGUGUUAUGCAUCGAUGCCUCUCUACAUAAAUCAGGGGCAGUGUCAUUUAAAAGUUCGAGCCCCAUGGAACCCAGUCCAGAAAAGCAAUGUCUCCAUGGGUAGUGGGGUAUACACCCUUCGCUGUGAGGCCAAAGGGUAUCCCCUAGGUACUCACACCUGGACAGAUGGACAUGGGAAGAAGUUGACUGACCAGGCCAAGUUCACAACCAGCAUUACCUCAGAGCAGCUUAUUCACAUCUACAGCCAAUUGAAUGUCACCAUCUCCACCCGUAGCAACUACACCUGCACUUUCAGUGAUGACAGAGGAGUUUCUCAGUCUGCCACCUUUGUCUUUCCUGACAAGGACAAGUCAAGACAUCACUAUUGGCUGAUCCCUGCUAUAGGUGGACUGGUGGUGGUGCUGGUAGUUUUAAACCUGAAACAUCAGUGUCUCCACACCAGCAGCUUACAGCAACAGGAGCCUCGAAAACCAAGCCGGGGCGGGCAUGGUGGAGUCAAGUGGGUAGGAGAAUGUUCGGAAAGUGUCAACAAUAAGCUUGACAGUGUGCCGCCACCACGGAGUCCAUACAAGUUAAUUACCGAAUGGAGCACAGACUUUUGACACUGAAGGAGGAGAUCUUGGUAAUCAACUUGUACAGACUUCCUCAAUGCACUUUCCUUUCCUUUGCGCUUUAUGCACAUCAUGUUUUUGUUUAUGUAGAAAUGGAAGAAAUGCUUCAUACAGUG
Alosa alosa (allis shad) is the source of this 1151-nucleotide messenger RNA. Its product is annotated as butyrophilin subfamily 1 member A1-like. Gene Ontology annotation, cellular component: external side of plasma membrane. The record is from RefSeq and is a predicted model, not a curated record. The transcript is spliced from 6 exons. Bases 100 to 1026 code for a protein of 308 amino acids. NCBI's taxonomy places the organism in Eukaryota, Metazoa, Chordata, Actinopteri, Clupeiformes, Clupeidae. Gene Ontology annotation, biological process: T cell costimulation; positive regulation of T cell proliferation; cellular response to lipopolysaccharide.